AUGCGAAGGCUGACUUUGGAAAGAUUGGACAUUCUUCCCGACGGCGAGUGUCUUUGUCCGCAGCUUCCGGAAGGCGCAGGUGGUGCGGAAUAUCCCGUCCAUCUCAGCGGUGCGGUGUUUGGCGUUCCAGUGCGAGCCAAGGAGAAGCCAGAAGAUCCUGCAGCCGCUUCCUCCUUGGGGUGCGAGUCUGGUUCCGCGCGCAGGGAGGAUUCCCCAGCUUCGACUUGGAAGCGUUUCCAGGAGCUGGAGGAAAGGGACCGCAGAUUUCGGAACAAGUUUCAAAGUAUCGCUGAGUUUCAGCAGUUCGAGCGAACCCUGCAAUGGUUCCGGGCGCACGACUGCACAGAGAGCCACCGGCUGACCCACUCUUGCUUCAAAGGACGCUCCGACUUCACGCAGACAGGCAUGCUCGUUUUUGACACUGAAGAGGACCUCGAAGGGUUGAACAAGGCAAUAGCUUGGCUGUAUGACCGACGGAUUCCCGUCGUCUUGAUGGAGCGACAGACACGCAUUUUCCCGCUGAUCUUCGACAUGGACUUGAAGGUUACAUCGCAGGACAUGCUGGACUCAGUGCCUGUGCGCAUCAAGCGGACGAGGCCCUGGCGAGGUCGUGUCGAUUUUUGCCGCUGGCACGGCGCCGACCAUUUCGUCCUUAGCAAGGACAUGGUAUUGCUCCGGCACCUGGGAAUGAUCGUCUUUCAGUUCUUCCCGGAUCUCCCCCUGAUCGACUUUUGCAUCUUCAACGCAUCCGGCUGGGACAGAGUCAAAGAGUUGGUCAAGGUUUCCCUUCAUCUCGUUGCUCCCUAUGUGCUGGUCACACCCGAUCGCCUUACCGCCAUUCGGGAGAGGAUGCUGGAGUAUCUGGGCGAAUGCUCGGAAGCUGAAGGUCAUCCCCUGGCAGAUCUGCUGCAGACCUAUCUCCAAGAGUCGGAGGACAACACUUGGGACAAGGUCGUGGAUCAAACUGUGACGAGUGGGACGAAUGGUCUGCGCAUGCCGUACUGUGACAAAGCUCAGAGGAUCCUGAAGAGAGAGUUCGUGGACCGCAAGCGGCGGGGAGAGGUCUUUACCGAGCGGCAGCUCAUGGAUCUCCACGCGUAUCUCAAGGAGGAGGCCGGCCGUCCCUGCCUUCCCGAGGGCAUCUUGCGGCUAAUCCCAGCCAGGAAUGUGGAAGACGAGAAUGCGCUGCCGGAGGCGAAGUGGAUGUGCAAAGGAGAUGACUUGCCGAUAGACGAGUGGAUUCGACUGGGAAGGUGUCGCUAUGCUUGGCGCAUGCCUUUAGCUCCGCCAGGUCCUACCCCCUGGCGGCCUCCGCUUCGUUAUCAGUGGGUGGAGCCAGUGCCCCUCUGGGAGGAUCGAAGCCAACUGAAGGGCAGCCCCGUGGUGAGGAAAUUCCAGGGCUCGGUCGCUGAGUUCCGCAGCAACUGGGAAGAGGCACUGAGCCGCUCCCCUAAGCUCUCCGGUCGCUGGCUGAUCUCGAGCAUCGAUGCCCGUUGGCGCGGCGGCCUGGAGAACGACUCCACUCAUGAGGUUCGCUACAUUGUGCGAGCUUCCCGUGUGAUUCUUCUGUUGUCUCCUGAAGUUGGGGCAGCUCUGGCUUUUACGGAGUUUCGCAAGGUCUUGGCUGGUUGGACAGAGCCGGAUGACUUUCUGUGUGUGCCCAUUUGCGGCUCCCCUUCCGACUCACACUCGUCGGCACUGCACACUAUCGUCGCUCCGUCGAAGGAAUUCCCCACUUUGCAGGCAGCUCUAAAUGCUGUCCCGAGCGAUGAGCCUCUCCAUCGUGUCUUGGUGAGGUGUGGCACGCACGAGCUGCCAGAGACACUGUGCAUCAAGCGACCGGUCUUGCUGGAGGGGGAGGGCCGCUGGGAAACGACUCUGAGGAGCUCCAGCUUCAAAUCCAGUGGUUCUACGGUUCUACCGAGAGAGUGCCGCCCUUUGCGACAGAAACUACGCUCGUACUUCCUUCUAGCUGCCAUGAGAAGCUUCAGCGCUGUUGCGCCAGCCAUGGCCCGUAGCAAGCGGAAUCGCUUCUGCGUCUUGGUUUUGCUCCUUCCACUCCUCGGUUUGAGCUUCAGUAUGCCUCGGCCCAGAGAGAAGCGCGGCUUUGGGCAGCAACUCCUGGACAUGGCUCUCGAAUCACCACUUUACAAGAUGCUGCUUGUUCCGCAGGCCCGGAGGACCAUGGUGGACACAGCCGAGGCCAACGGGAUUGGAUGGAGCUCUUCUUUGGAGUACAUCCGCGGUCAGGGACCUUGGGAUGACUCUGUGUUGCAAGAGCUAGAAGCCGACUUACCGGCGAAGCUUCCGUCGUACUACAAAAAGCCUUUCCAUGCCUACGACACGGGCAACCUGAACUGGGAGGCCGCGUUUGAGCAGGAACUUGCCAGCAGGGCAGUAGGUGCGAGAAACUUCCCGGCAUUUGGGAAAGAUGGCGAGGAUGCUUUUCGAGCUGCGUUUGACAACGCCUUGGAAUCGCUUGGGGCGAAUGUUCCUGACGGUGGCGUCAUCGUGGACAUGGGAUGUGGGACAGGGAUCAGCACAAGGCGGUUGGCAGCGCGCUUUCCGAAUGCAUCACGGCUGAUCGGUUUGGACCUGUCGCCGUAUUUUGUUGCUGUAGGCCGACGCCUGAUGGAGCUAGAGCCUGGAGCGGGAAACUGGGUCACCGAUGUACUUGCUGACAAGCGAGUCGAACUGCAGUUUGCUAAUGCCGAAAGCACCGGCCUGCCAGACGAAUGUGCAACAGCCGUAAACCUCUGCCUAGUGAUCCACGAGCUGCCUCCGGACAUCACGAGACGGGUCUGUGCGGAAGCCUUGCGACUUCUGAAGCCAGGAGGCCAGCUAUGGAUCACUGAAAUGGAUUUCUCCGCGCCAGGCUACGUGCAGCUGCGCUCAAAUCCGUUGCUGUUUGCUCUUAUCCGCUCCACGGAGCCAUAUCUGGACGAGUACGCAGACUCAACUGAAGAGCUGUUUCCGCAUCUGGCAGAACUCGAGUCUGUGGAAUCAGUGCGUCUGACGGCCGCCACUGGCAGGCACUUUGCUGUGGUCGUCACGAAGGGCCGCGGAAAGGAAUCGCGGCUGGAUGACCGGCGUUGGGAUGAGUCCGGCAACUAUGUCGUGGAAGACACGCACCUCCAGACCUGGGAGAGCAAGCUCUCCAAGACUAGGAACCAAACAACUCUGCGCCUCUACGGGCCAGGAGCUCACCGGGCGAUGGUGCGCAACUUGCGGGUGGAAGUCUACGGAGGCGAGCAAGGUGGGGCUGCUGUGGAGAUCGACGCUUUGGAGGGCGAAGCGGCCGUUGUCGGCUGCUACCUGGCUGCGGAAGGCACUUGGGGUACGUGCGUGUGGGCCCGGGGCGGCUCUCCUCAGAUUGUGCGGAAUUUUGUCGCGCGCGCCCGCUGGGGCGUGGUUCUGAUAGGCACUGGCGGCCGUGUCGAAGAUAACAGCAUCCGUGGUCUCGGCGAAGCGGGACUCGUGCUGGUCGGUGGGAGCACCUGGGUUCACAGGAAUCACUUCGCGGAUUGUGGAGGUCCAGCUGUCCUGGCGGCCACGGACUGCCGGGCAGUCUUGCAGGAGAACGACAUCCGGGAAUGCCUGUCCGGCGUGCGCAUCAUCGGAAAGCAGUCGGAAAUUCAGAUGCGACCAGGAAAUCGCCUCCUCCACAACGGCCUGUGCGACGAGCACCAAGUUGAGGCGCCGCCCGGAGUCAUUCCCAGUGGUUCGACGGCCACGGUGAGAAGCUGCCGCCCCUACCCGUUUCUGCCCAAAGACCCGCAGGAGCUUCUCAGGCGCAUGCGGACGUGCCGGGAGCAUGCGGAGCUCGCGAUUUUGAUGCGAUCUGCUCGCCGAAGAGGCCUGCUGGCGCAGGCUUACCGCGCCAACCGUCGGCUGACAAAGCUUCGUAAGGGGGCGCACAAGGCGCCUCCCCCUAGGGCUUCGCCCGCAAAGAGGGAGGUGUUGGUUGUCGCGAAGGCUUGGGAUGGUCCCGGCAUGGGCUUCGGUCAGCAGUCCAUCUCUGUGGAGCUGGGCGAGCUCUGCGAGGUCCUGCGCCGCGAUGCAAGUGGAUGGAUUCUGGUGUCGACGUCAAGACAAUCUCGUGGUUGGUGCAGCCCUCAUGUCUUUGGCUAG
This is a messenger RNA of Symbiodinium sp. CCMP2592, 4131 nucleotides long. The record is from the annotation of a GenBank genome assembly. Lineage: Eukaryota; Dinophyceae; Suessiales; Symbiodiniaceae.